Messenger RNA from Helianthus annuus (common sunflower), 983 nucleotides. RefSeq names its product ras-related protein RABC2a. The transcript has 7 exons. Bases 209 to 838 code for a protein of 209 amino acids. The record is from RefSeq and is a predicted model, not a curated record. Lineage: Eukaryota; Viridiplantae; Streptophyta; Magnoliopsida; Asterales; Asteraceae. Gene Ontology annotation, molecular function: GTPase activity; GTP binding.
UUUACUACUUUAGUCAUCUUUUAUUCCAAAACAAAUAUAAUCAGUAAAACGGGCAAAAACCGAAACGUCCGUUUCAUGACCGGAUUCGCAUCCCACUUUCACUCUCCAGAUAGAAACAACUCAUCCACCAGAAACUGAUCGAUCACACACAGUUGCGAGAUUUGUUCGAGAUAUAUAGAUACAGAAACCUAAUUUUGAAUUGAGAAAUAUGAGUUCGUCUUCUGCUCAGUAUGCUCUGUCGUUUAAGAUCUUAUUGAUCGGAGAUUCAGGUGUCGGUAAAAGUAGUCUUCUCGUCAGUUUUAUUUCGAAUACUGUUGACGAUCUAGCUCCUACUAUCGGUGUUGACUUCAAAAUGAAACAGUUAACUGUUGCAGGGAAAAGAUUAAAACUUACAAUUUGGGACACAGCUGGUCAGGAGAGAUUCAGGACAUUAACAAGCUCUUACUACAGAGGUGCCCAAGGGAUUAUUCUUGUGUAUGAUGUUACAAGGAGAGAAACAUUCACAAACUUGUCUGAAAUAUGGGCUAAAGAAGUGGAUCUAUAUUCCACUAAUCAAGAUUGUAUCAAGAUGCUUGUUGGAAAUAAAGUUGACAAAGAUUCAGAAAGAUUUGUGAGCAGGGAAGAAGGUGCUGCUCUUGCAAAAGAGCUUGGUUGUAUUUUUCUUGAAUGUAGUGCUAGAACUCAAGAAAACGUACACCAAUGUUUUGAAGAGCUUGCAUUAAAGAUAAUGGAGGUUCCGAGUCUUCUGGAAGAAGGGUCUACGGUAAUGAAGAGGAACAUAAUGAAGCAGAAACCAGAGCACCAGGCUGCAAUGAAUAAUGGUGGAUGUUGCUCAUAGAAGUGCAUGUAAAUUUGUAAGUAAAUUCUUCAAGUGGGGUGGAUUUAUAUUUUUAAAACAAAAACAGCAAGAUCAUCUACUACCUCGUACGUGUAAAGUUGUCUUUGUAAAUAACCUGUUACUCAUUGGUGAUUUGUUGUGAAUU